Messenger RNA from Penicillium coprophilum, 1512 nucleotides. RefSeq names its product putative disulfide isomerase. Lineage: Eukaryota; Fungi; Ascomycota; Eurotiomycetes; Eurotiales; Aspergillaceae. Gene Ontology annotation, molecular function: protein disulfide isomerase activity; protein-disulfide reductase activity. Gene Ontology annotation, biological process: response to endoplasmic reticulum stress. The transcript is spliced from 2 exons. Gene Ontology annotation, cellular component: endoplasmic reticulum lumen. The record is from RefSeq and is a predicted model, not a curated record. The coding region runs from base 1 to 1512 and encodes 503 amino acids.
AUGCUGCAAAGCGCCAGUCUUUUGCUUGUCGCGCUCCUUGCGGCACUGCCUGUCAAUGCCGAUGGACUAUACACCAAGAAUUCCCCGGUGAUCCAGUUGAAUCCCAAAACCUACAAAUCGCUGAUUGCGAAUUCGAAUCAUACCUCACUCUCUGCCUCUCCCCUCCGACCUUCACUCACAUUUUCACUCAGAUUCUACGCGCCCUGGUGCGGUCACUGCAAAAACCUCAAGCCCGCCUACGAAAAAGCCGCAAAGAACCUCGACGGACUCGCAAAAGUCGCCGCGAUCAACUGCGACGAUGACGAAAACAAACCCUUCUGCGGACAGAUGGGUGUCCAGGGCUUCCCGACCUUGAAAAUCGUGACCCCUUCCAAAAAGCCCGGAAAGCCCCGUGUCGAGGACUACCAAGGCGCGCGCACCGCCAAAGGUAUCGUCGACGCAGUCGUCGAUCACAUCCCCAACCACGUGAAGCGCGCAACCGAUAAGGACCUGGACAAAUGGCUUGGACAAAACGAGGACCGGCCCAAGGCCAUCCUCUUCACAGAGAAGGGCACAACUGGCGCGCUGAUCCGUGCCCUGGCAAUCGACUUCCUCGGCGCCAUUGAUAUCGCCCAAGUCCGGAACAAGGAAUCCGCCGCUGUGAGCAAAUUUGGCAUCACUGAGCUCCCGUCACUCGUCCUUAUCCCCAGCGCGGACGCCGAGCACAAACUCUACACCGGCGAGCUGAAGAAGAAGCCCAUCACCGAGUUCCUGAGCCAAGCGGCAACACCCAACCCCGACGCGUCGCCCCGUUCCGUCUCAGACAAGCCCAAGCCGAAAUCAAAGUCAAAGUCCAAGCCCGCUUCCAAGCCUACCUCUGUCGACGACGACGCAGAAGACCUCAAACCUACCGCCCAGGAGGACCAAGACACAACAGAUCCCUCCGCCAAGCCUGUUCAGGUCCCUAUCCUAGUACCCCAAAUCCCAACACUCUCCACUCCGGAGUCCCUCGAGGCAGCCUGUCUGGCACCAAAGUCCGGCACUUGUGUGCUAGCCAUCCUCCCCGAGGCGAGCGAGCCCGAUGCCGCACUCCCAGCGUCUGCUACCGAGGCGCUCGCAAGCCUCGCUGAGAUCGGCCACAAGCACGCCCAGCGCGGAACGCAUCUCUUCCCGCUGUAUGCUGUCCCUGCUAUCAACGCUGGGUCUAAGACUCUUCGUGAGGCGUUGGCGUUGGCGGAUGGCCAGACGGUCGAGAUUAUCGCGUUGAAUGCGCGUCGCGGCUGGUGGCGUCGGUUCAGCGGCGCCGAUGCGGACUUUGGGGCUGUUGCGGUUGAGUCUUGGGUUGAUGGUAUUCGCUUGGGUGAGGGUGCUAAGGAGAAGUUGCCCGAGGGUAUUGUUCUCGGUGGCGAGGCUGAAGCUGAAAUCAAGCCUGAGGUGGAAGCUGAGGUUGAACCUGAAGCUGAGGCAGUCGAGGCAGAGGCUGAGAUUAAGGCUGAGGCUGAGGAGCAGGCCGUGGAGCAUGAUGAGUUGUGA